CACAAAAGAUCAAUUUUAAGUAAGUGCCUUAAAAUGUUCUCUAAAAUAUCAGCUACAAAUGUCGCCCAUGUGACGCACUCUCAGUGUUUAUCAUGUUUUGGAAGUGCUGCAUGAUUUUGACAAGUCAUUCCCGCGAGCGGCCAUGACUCUGUUCUCUUUCCAGCUCACACCCUUCGCUUUGGUUCUUUAUAUCCGACUGUAAAUUUGCAAAUGUUUCACAGAUUACUAUCAUUUGUUGGGUUCAGUUCGGAUUUUUGAGGCCUCUUGAGGCGGCUAGUUUAUUGUGCACCCCAUACUCAUCCUGUGAGCAAAAUUUUGUAAUGCGCAAAAAGCAAUACAGAGGGCACAAAAAAUCUUUUAUCAGCCCUCAACGGAGAUUAUUACAUAAACAAUUUCAUCCCGGAUAUGUUAACUGAAAACCUUUCCCACACGUCAAACGUUUCAUGUAUUUUUUUAUUUGCAUUCCAUACGAUGACAAGUGUUGACAAAUUUCAAUAUAUAUAUUACAGCUUACUUAAAAAAAUAUAGCUGAUUUCAUAAAGCAAAAUACAUUAAAAUGUGUACCUCACUCAAUAGAUGACGCUGACAUGAAUGUAUUGUGCUAGUUCACGACAACAUAGUUUACUCAGUAGGUGUCGUUGAUACAUAGUGUCAAAUAACAAACAUGGUAACUCUUCAGAAAAUAUCAACAAGUCGACAUCUUUGAAUAAUUUGGUUAUUAACAUGUUUCAACCAAUCAAGUAGGAUGUUCUCUACAUCAACAGGUGUUUGCUAAUGAAUGUUUAAGCUUGAGCAGGACAAGGUUUACCAAGUUGACACUCACGGUAUUAUCUACCUUGUCAGGUGUGUGCGAUGGUGCAUUUGAGGGAGGAGGCGUUGGCUCUGGUGUUGGCGGUCGUGAGGGAGGCCAGCACGCACCCGCCGCCUGACCUGGCCUGGCUCAUACCCUCCCCUCCAGAACCAAUCUCCAAUCUCGACUGGCCUCUUAAGGAAGUAACCUGGGCAAAACAUUCAGAUAUCGUCAAGAAGCUUGCCCAACUGACAGACUACUGGAGCUUGUCUAAACGCCCACCCUUGCCCUCUGCCCUGCCUAAAUCUACUAGUGAACAAGCUCUCUCCACUGCGCUAUUACCCUCCACAUCCGCACCCUCCACCGCACCCACUAACGCUAAGCCUCUCCCUCUUUCUGAUGAUCCCGCCACCAAUUUUAUCCCAUCAACAUUAGUACCUACCUUGCCUGCAAAAGCGACUAGGUCCACUGCAGGCAUGAACAGUAGAAUAUCCAGGAACUCGUCUAAGCCAACCAUUGAGUUGAGGUCCUCACCCAAUGUGAGGACCCAGUCUACAUCCUCGGCAUGCGUUAUGUCCACUAGAUCCAAGCCCACAUCUACAACAGCUGAAUCCCCAUUCCCUACAACAGCCACCGGGUCGAGGUUAUCAUCCACUGCAAUUGCCACCGGGUUUCAGUCUUCAUCUAAUUCUAUAAUCACUAGGUCUAGGUCCUCAGCCGCUGCAACAGCCACCCGGCCCAACCCCUCGCCCGCUGCAACAGCCACCCGGCCCAACCCCUCGCCCGCUGCAACAGCCACCCGGCCCAACCCCUCGCCCGCUGCAACAGAAACCCGGCCCAACCCCUCGCCCGCUGCAACAGCCACCCGGCCCAAUCCUUGGCCCACCGGAUGCACCUCCUCGUCUGCUACAACAGCCACCGGAUGCAACUCCUCUAAACGGUCCAAUUCCAGCUGCUGUGUUGACACCUUGGUGACGCUUGUUGAUAUUCUACACUUGGUAAGCAGCCAGUUGGAGCUUUUCUAUACGGUUCAACACGCCCACCUUCAGACUCUCCGCUACUAUGUCUGUCACACCUUCUCCCCAUUGCUGAGGCAGCCUCUCCUCUCUGCUCUUGAUAAAGCGUACGAGCAACUGGUGCCGGGCGUCGAAUCCUGCUGGAGCUGGUGUCGCUGCCUGACGGUGGCCCAUGCAGCCAACCCUUCCAUCUUCCUGGUCCAGAACCUGCCUCCGCCUCCCCCAACCUUCACCCUGACUGACGACGACGAUCACCACCACCACCACUCCAACGGCGACAAGACGGCGAUGAAGCCUCCAGUAGGUGGACACGUGACCAGGAAGGGCGUAAUGAGGCGGGUGCUGGCUGGCAAGAGGCGCAGACAAUCAUGAAACCAGGCGUCGUUUCAGAUAAGUUUGAGUCGUGGGCAGAGCGAAAAGCAACAUCCCACACGACUUCAAGAUCAAGCUGCCGAGAUGCACCCAACCUCAAGCUGGAUGACGUCAACACCCUCCAUUCACCCGUCACUGCGGUCAACAUAUGGCUUUCGCCAACGGCAGUUGUCUACUUAAGAUCAUCUAACAUCUGUCGGCAGUGAUUCACUUUUGCUGACAAGUCUAUGGAGCAACUUAUCGACUACUGCUCGUGGUCGUUUUCAAUGAAACUCGACUUGUAUUUUUAAUCUGACAAUGUAAUAAUGACUUGUAUUAUUCAAACCCGACUGAUCAAAAACUUUUAGCAUUGUUCUGCUGUAAAUAACGGAGCUUAAUUUUGCGCUCGUCUAAGACAUGAUUGAUUUUGAGAUUUAUAAUACUACAUAUUAUUAUAAUACCAUAUUAUAAACUCAGUAACACGGGAAAAUACCCUCAGGUUUUAAAAAAUAAAAUUUUAAACAGUUUUAUUUUAUAUUUAAGAAAUCUUUAACAAAUUGUAUUGUUCUAAAUCUGCUUUUAAUUACUCAUUUGUAAUUCUCAACGUUCAAUAAAGUUUAUUUAUA
This is a messenger RNA of Procambarus clarkii (red swamp crayfish), 2783 nucleotides long. RefSeq lists its product as uncharacterized. NCBI's taxonomy places the organism in Eukaryota, Metazoa, Arthropoda, Malacostraca, Decapoda, Cambaridae. The record is from RefSeq and is a predicted model, not a curated record.